AACCUGUGUCCUCCUCGUACUUCCUUUCGGCCAAACUUCGUUCCGGUCCCUCUUCACAAUCAGCUUGGCGCUCUCACUGCGAUCCUCGCUCUUGUUGCUUCGCUUUCGCUGUACAAUCUCGCAGCAAUGGAGGUCUCUUCCAUCGCCACCAUCUCCAAGGCGUAUCUCUCGUCACCUUCAUCAGAUACAUUUACGCAUGGAAGGAUAAAAUUUCCCAAAUGGCGGCAAGUGCUGUUUUUUUCAACAUCUGGAAGGAGUGCAAAGACUUUAGAUGGUCAAGACAGUUCAUCUAUUCAAAAGCGUCGUUGCAUAAAGGUUUUCUGCAGCCAGAAGAAAGAAAUUCAUACCGUGUCAGCCAGGUGCAUGGAUGAUGUAUAUGAAGCUUUGGCUGAACGUCUAGUCCCUACAGCAUCAGUUGCCUCAAAUCCUAAUUCAAAGUACAUUUUGGGUUUGGCCGGUCCUCCUGGUGCUGGAAAGUCCACUCUAGCAUCAGAGGUAGUUCAAAGAGUGAAUAACUUAUGGCCUCAAAAUGCUUCUUCUUUUGAUUCUCAAGUGGAACCAAUGGAUGUUGCAAUAGUCCUUCCCAUGGAUGGCUUCCAUUUGUAUCGCUCUCAGCUAGAUGCUAUGGAGGACCCGGAGGAAGCACAUGCAAGAAGAGGAGCUCCAUGGACAUUCAACCCUGAGCUGCUGCUUACUUGUCUCAAAAACCUGAGGGAUCAGGGAUCAGUUUAUGUGCCAUCCUUUGAUCACGGCAUUGGAGAUCCAGUAGAAGAUGAUAUCUUUGUGAGCCUCCAGCACAGAGUGGUUAUUGUUGAAGGCAAUUAUUUGUUAUUGGAAGAAGGGGUCUGGGAGGAUGUGUCAUCCAUUUUCGAUGAGAAGUGGUUUAUUGACGUUGACAUUGACAAAGCCAUGCAAAGAGUUUUAAAGAGGCAUAUUUCCACAGGAAAGGCUCCGGAUGUUGCUAGAUGGCGGAUAGAGUACAACGAUCGACCCAAUGCAGAACUUAUAAUGAAGUCAAAGAAGAAUGCCGAUUUGAUAAUCAAAUCAAUCGACUUCCAAACGUGAAUCCCCUGUGUCUGCUUUUUCAAGGAAUAAGAAUCCCGGUUUGGAAACCCUCGGGAUUUGAAUGAUCGAGGCCCAAUGCCUAAGCUCUCUAUUGAGAAAUAAUGGAGAUUAUACCGUGGUCCAGAUGAAGGAUGCAACUAGUGCUUUUCUGGUCAAUGCAGCCAGAAAGUCAAAUCAACUGAACUGUGCAAAGCAGUCAAGGAGAGCACUUCCAAAGUGUAGUUUAAGGAAUUAGCUCUCCAUGGGCCAGAAUAUAGUUAGUUUCGGGGCGCGGGGGAAUUGAUAAAAUGCACAAUGGAGUGCAUGACAAUGAUUAAACUUUGUUGACGCCAUUUAGGAUGUAUAUGCCAUUUAGUGAAUGAUGUUUGCCAAAGUUUUAAUUUGCUAUCCGUACGGUCAAAUCACUGUUCUGCUGGAGCUUUUUCUGGGUGUAAUUUCUACUGCGAUUGGGCAA
Rhodamnia argentea is the source of this 1519-nucleotide messenger RNA. Its product is annotated as putative uridine kinase C227.14. Lineage: Eukaryota; Viridiplantae; Streptophyta; Magnoliopsida; Myrtales; Myrtaceae. The coding region runs from base 127 to 1065 and encodes 312 amino acids. The record is from RefSeq and is a predicted model, not a curated record. The transcript has 12 exons. Gene Ontology annotation, cellular component: cytoplasm. Gene Ontology annotation, molecular function: ATP binding; kinase activity.